Messenger RNA from Branchiostoma floridae (Florida lancelet), 3456 nucleotides. Its product is annotated as contactin-associated protein-like 2. The coding region runs from base 222 to 992 and encodes 256 amino acids. Lineage: Eukaryota; Metazoa; Chordata; Leptocardii; Amphioxiformes; Branchiostomatidae. The record is from RefSeq and is a predicted model, not a curated record. The transcript has 5 exons.
UGCUCUCAAAAGUUAACAGGUGUGUACAAACACCAAGGAAACAAAACACUUCCGUGAUUUUGCUAACGCGAUGUCAGUUUUAACUUAAGACGCUUUUUACGGAUUUUAUGUGAUUUUUAGAAGUCGAAAUAUGUUGAGAGGAGGGCGUGAGGUAGACUGAGAUUGUGUUUGGCACAACAACGAGUUACAAAGCCGGUAAAAAAACUCCAAACAGCAACAAAAUGUCUCCAUACGGUUGCAACUGCUUACUUCUGGUGAAGUUUGUUAUCAUAUCAGCUCUUAUAUCCCCUCAAGUGUCAUCACAGCAAGCAUCCUGUCUGGCUACAAGGCUAUCAGGUGCAGAAGACAGUGGUUCCUACACACUGGAUGUAGAUGGACAGGAAGGUCCCCUGGCGGAAUUUGAUGUGUACUGCGACUUCUCGGGUCUAGACACAAUGACAGUUCUUCAUCACAGCAGCGAAGACAGAAUAAGAGUGUCUUCAGGAGGUGAUUUUCACCUCCAGGUUGCCUACCCGGAGGGAAGUUUGGAGCAGAUACAGGUUGUUGUUCAGAAGUCGAGCAGCUGUAAACAGUUCCUCAGAUAUGAGUGUAGGAACAGUCCACUUCGACUGGCAGAAAACGUAUUCUGGUGGGAGACCACAGCAAACAGUCGCGUGUACUCGUGGGGCGGUGCUGGCGGCAAACUGGGACAGUGUCUGUGUGGAACACAGCACAACUGCCAGCCGAGUCCGGAACAAUCCUGUAACUGCGAUGCUAAUGACACGGUCUGGAGGACAGACGAGGGUUACCUGACAGACAAAACGACUCUUCCCGUGGUGAACGUAUCGCUAACAGCCAGAGAAGGCCAGGGGUACCUGACUGUUGGACCACUCAUAUGUGUGGAUGUACCAGAGUUCAUCCCUAACCAGCCCUGGCAGAUCGUACUGGGUACCGCCAUCCUGGUGUUCGCGGCCUUCCUCACGUUCAUGCCUGCUUUUGUACGUAAGUGGUGACCCCCCUGGGACAGAAGCCUGGUUUUGUACAGUGACAGUGACCUCCCUGGAAGAGGAAUCAGCAUGAUGCUUUGUGGAUCACUUAUUCAGCUGUUUUCCUUUUUUAAUCAAUGAAGAAGUGAAGUUAAUGUUACUAGUAGCUAGAAGUUACUGUAGGUACUGGUACUUAAGAUAUUGUAUGUAUUUUAAAACAAAGAACAUAUAUGUUUUACAACUGUGCUUCUGAUUAUUGUACAUUUCCUACAAUUUUCAAGAUUUUAUAAUCAGAUGUGAAUUGUGAAUUUCUACAUGGGCUUCCAAAGAAGUUUUCAAGGAAAGUUAUAUAUGUUUUACUAGUAAUCAUAACUAACUACAUGUAUAUAGUGUCUUUUGAUCUAUAUAAGAGAAAUUUCACACAUUGAAUGACACAGAUGCUAUCUUUAUUGCUUUAUUCUUUAUUUUCUCCCCUCCCAUGAUUCCCUCCCUUCCCCAUCCAAAAAUAGACUGUUCCAGAGAAAUGUACAUGACCUAUGACCUAUGAUAGAGAAGACCUAACAUCUAGACUCGCCUCCUGUACAAAUAUGUCAAAAGCAUACAACUCUGAUCUGUGACCAAGGCAGAGCAGCAAAGGUUUCAGGCGUGCAAAGAAAUCUUCAAAUGAAUCGGAAGAAUUUAUACAAAGUCUGUGUCCUGCUGGAAUAAAGUCUUGUUUUACAAAUCUCACAAGUGAUACUUAUUAAGACUUAUAAAAAAAACACUCUUUUUGUUGUGCUUCUUGUACCAAUAAUGCAUGGGAUUAUUCAAUCUGUCAGGCUUACAUAGCUUAAAUCUUGAACCAACUUUCUACUAGACGCUGCCUGAACGACCCAAGAUUUGACAGUUUGCUCAAGGAAUUUACAGAUAAAAACUUUUUUUUCAUGUUUUGUGUGUUCUGUUGUUACAACUUGCAUUGUAUUCCAAAUCUGAAAUCAAAAGUUGCACAAAUCCAAUUUCAGUUCCUGUAGUCGCUCAGCAAUAAUCGUCUAGUAGAUAGGGAUCCUUAAUAAAUAUGGACACUUGAUUAAAAAGACUAGUCCUUGUACUAAAAAGAAAUGGAAUGGUCUUCAAGUUUAUGUAUAUGAAAGCCUACUAAUCUUCAAGGUGGUAAUCCCCCCUUCUUUAAACUUUUAGUUGGUACAAUCCUCCAGCCUCUCAGUCUAACAAAAACAAAAAUAAGUGGUUGCUUUAAAUAGGAUUCAGUUAAAUUUCAAUGGUAUGACACAAAAAUGAGAAUGUUUUAGAAACACUGGAAAGUUCUUAAGGAUAAAUCAAGAUAUAAUCAAAAGAAGAAAGAGCACUUAAAGUCUUACAUCGUAAAUUAUUACUGCACAGAUCAGAACAAAAUCACUUGCUGUCAGGAGAGAAACUUGCCUUUUCAAUCAAAACUGACAGUAAACAUUUCUCUAAACAUCUCUACUGCAUCAUCACAAUGUUCGAAAACAAAACCAAAGCCGUUUCCAUUCAAACACUUAACUAACAUGCAAUGUGUGUUAUUGAGGAUUAACAUAAAACUUAAAGUGUGGUCCAGAAUAUGAAGUACUUUGCAAUACUCUUUAACUGUGUACAUACACUAUGAUUUGUGUGAUGAUACAACUGCAUAAUGCCUACAAAACAUGGUAAUCCACCUCAAAAUCACCCAGAGUAGUCAAUGAAGUUAGACUUAAUUCAGAUCUAUCAAAACAUGGAAUGCAAUAUAUGACUGUACAACCACAAACUUAAGAAACCUGGCACCAAAUUUAAAGCUAGCUUUAUCCACAAAUUUUAUAAAGAAAGCAGCAGCACAUUCGUAAGUCACACAUAACUAGAAGCACAGCAGAAAACUUGGAAGUUUUCAAACUUGCACUGCACAUGUAUGUCAUUGUUAAAGGUAAUACAAUUUUAAAACAGAAAAUGUAAUUGUAAAGUUAAUUCCUCUUGUUUUGCCUAUGUAUAUCAUUUGUUGAGCUAAUUGAUAAAGCUAAUCAAGUAAUCUAAAUUCAUGGUAUUAUCAUAAAUUCUAUGUGCUUGAAAGUAUGUAAUACAAGCAGAAAUAAACAAUUACUGUAAAUCACACACACACACAAACAAACAUAGGUGCAAACUUGAAUUAUAGAAGUAACUGAUUAUUAAAUACACCAGUAUAUACAAAUCUGCCCACCUUCAGUGUCUUGCCACAAACUUUCUUGACAUACAUGUGUGUACAUAUUAACAGAAGGCAGAUUUUUUUUGUUUCAACAGAAAUGCUGCAAAGAAAAUGAACAUACACCAAAAUUUUCCUCUUAAAACAAGACUGAAAUGCCCCUUGGAUACAUAAAUGUUCCACAAGCACAACUAAACCAAAAUGAAAGUAAUUUUGCUUUUCAAGCUUGGUAGUGGUUGCUGUUGGAUAAAUGCUCAUCUGGAAUGAUUUCAUGUUGUAAAGCAAACAUUUACCUUUUGCCUAUUGCACAUUUGUAUGCCCAGAUAU